GCCAGAUCUCCAGGAAGCCCCUCAACCGGUCAGCCCAGUAGCCCCUACGAAACUAGUCUCCUCUCCGUCUCCGGGCGGCUGAAACAUCGGGCUGGUGCAUGCUCGUCUCUGCCGCAGUAGCCUAGGGUUAAAUUGGGGGCGGGGGGGGUUCGAAUCGGUGGAGCCGUGUCGGAAGCUGCGGCAGGAGUGGGCGGAGGGAUGGAGGCGACGGUGGACGAGCUGAGCGCGGCGUACGACGAGUUCGUGGCGGCGGCGGCAGCGGUGCUGGAGGCGCGCGCGCAGUCGGGCGGAGGCGAGAAGACGGCGGCCACGGACGCAGCACUGGAGGCCUUCAAGCAGCGGUGGGAGCUCUUCCGCGUCGCCUGCGACCACGCCGAGGAGCUCGUCGAGUCCAUCCGGCAGCGUAUCGGCUCCGAGUGCCUCGUCGACGAAGCCACCGGCUCCUCCGUCUGCGCCUCCGCCGGAUCCGCCUCCGCGCCCGGCAUCAAGCCCAUCAGCGCCGUCCGCCUCGAGCAGAUGAGCAAGGCCGUCCGCUGGCUCGUCAUCGAGCUCCAGCACGGUGCCGGAGGCGCCUCUGUCCCCGGGGCCGGUGGCGGCGGCGGUGCCAUGACCCCCUCUGGCGGAGCCGGCGGCGGCGCCGGGGGGCAGCACGGGCACGGCGGGGUCGACGCGCGCUUCCCUGAGGACGGUCCCCAGUAGGUAUGGAGUUGCUGUUGUCGUCCCUCAACAAUAAACCUGUAGCUUUGAAAAAACCGGUUGUAGGCUUGUAGCUUUGCCUAAUUCUCCUUGAUUGGCAGCAUUAGAGAUAUCAAAGCUUGGUACUUUGACGCCUUAUGGUGUGGAUAUUUGGGAGAACUUAACGAAGCAAAUUGCGAGAUUGCACAUUGAUGGCUGUA
Messenger RNA from Phragmites australis (common reed), 896 nucleotides. RefSeq names its product mediator of RNA polymerase II transcription subunit 32. NCBI's taxonomy places the organism in Eukaryota, Viridiplantae, Streptophyta, Magnoliopsida, Poales, Poaceae. The transcript has a single exon. The coding region runs from base 199 to 699 and encodes 166 amino acids. Gene Ontology annotation, biological process: leaf senescence; cold acclimation; root development. The record is from RefSeq and is a predicted model, not a curated record. Gene Ontology annotation, cellular component: mediator complex.